Ramularia collo-cygni is the source of this 1110-nucleotide messenger RNA. Its product is annotated as Probable formate dehydrogenase. Lineage: Eukaryota; Fungi; Ascomycota; Dothideomycetes; Mycosphaerellales; Mycosphaerellaceae. Gene Ontology annotation, molecular function: NAD binding; oxidoreductase activity, acting on the CH-OH group of donors, NAD or NADP as acceptor; formate dehydrogenase (NAD+) activity. The transcript has 5 exons. The record is from RefSeq and is a predicted model, not a curated record. The coding region runs from base 1 to 1110 and encodes 369 amino acids. Gene Ontology annotation, cellular component: cytosol.
AUGGGCAAGGUUCUUCUCGUUCUUUACGAUGGCCAUGAGCACGCUCAGCAAGAGCCUAGACUUCUAGGAACGACCGAGAACGAGCUUGGUAUUAGAAAAUGGAUUGAAGACCAGGGUCACACUCUUGUUACCACCUCCGACAAGGAGGGCGAGAACAGCAAGUUCGACCAGGAGCUCGUCGACGCCGAGGUCAUCAUCACCACCCCCUUCCACCCAGGAUACCUCACUGCGGAGCGUUUGGCCAAGGCCAAGAAGCUCAAGAUCGCCAUCACGGCUGGUAUCGGUUCCGACCACGUUGACCUCAAUGCUGCCAACAAGACCAAUGGCGGUAUCACCGUCGCCGAGGUCACUGGAUCGAACGUCGUUUCUGUUGCUGAGCACGUCGUCAUGACCGCGCUUGUCCUUGUCCGCAACUUCGUCCCAGCCCACGAGCAGAUUGCCCGUGGAGACUGGAACGUCGCUGAAGUCGCCAAGAACGAGUAUGACUUGGAGGGCAAGGUCGUUGGUACCGUGGCUGUUGGCCGUAUCGGCGAGCGAGUUCUCCGAAGACUGAAGCCAUUCGACUGCAAGGAGCUCCUCUACUUCGACUACCAGGCUCUGUCCCCAGAGGUUGAGAAGGAGAUUGGUUGCCGGAGAGUUGACAGCCUCGAGGAGAUGUUGGCACAGUGUGACUUGGUCACUAUCAACUGCCCUCUCCACGAGAAGACCCGUGGCUUGUUCAACAAGGAGCUCAUCAGCAAAAUGAAGAAGGGUUCAUGGCUCGUCAACACUGCCCGUGGUGCCAUCGUCGUCAAAGAGGAUGUCGCCGAGGCUCUCAAAUCCGGUCACCUUCGAGGAUACGGUGGUGAUGUUUGGUUCCCACAGCCCGCACCAGCCGACCACCCACUCCGCACCGCAUCAUACUCGACCUGGGGCGGUGGAAAUGCCAUGGUUCCCCACAUGUCCGGUACCUCAAUCGAUGCACAGGCACGAUACGCCGCGGGUACCAAGGCCAUCUUGGAUUCAUACUUCAGCGGACGUGAGGACUACAGGCCUCAGGAUUUGAUUGUUCACAAGGGUGACUACGCCACCAAGGCUUAUGGUCAGCGUGAUCAAAUUGACAAGAAGUGA